Saccharomycopsis crataegensis is the source of this 2307-nucleotide messenger RNA. RefSeq names its product sorting nexin 1 (gene VPS5). Lineage: Eukaryota; Fungi; Ascomycota; Saccharomycetes; Ascoideales; Saccharomycopsidaceae. The coding region runs from base 1 to 2307 and encodes 768 amino acids. The record is from RefSeq and is a predicted model, not a curated record. Gene Ontology annotation, cellular component: endosome. Gene Ontology annotation, molecular function: phosphatidylinositol binding. Gene Ontology annotation, biological process: retrograde transport, endosome to Golgi; protein retention in Golgi apparatus. The transcript has a single exon.
AUGGAUAACGAAGAUCUUUCGGCAUCCCACUGGGACGAUGUAUAUACUGGGUCAGACCCUUCUCCUUUCCAAAGCAAAUUGCCCAACAUUCUUCAAAGUGAUGAAUUUGCCCCACCUUCUUACGAUGAUGAUGAUGAUGAUGAUGAUGAUGGUGAUGAAGAUAAAGAUAAAGACCAGGUAGAUGAAGAAAACCAGAAACCAGAACAACACCACGAAUCAUAUGAUUACUCUUCACACACUUCGAACUUCAACCCGGCUGAUAAUACUGACAACGAUCAUCAAGCACAAAUUAAUCACCACCUACACCCAACCGAUACCGUGAAUACAUCCACUUUUGGGGAUUAUAAUGACCCAUCAAACCAGUACCCAACAACCACCCAAAGUCCAGUAUCCACAAAUUUCCAUGAUAAUGCUUCUACCGAAGCCACUAAAAGCAUCAAUAAUGAGGCCACAAGGGCGAAAAACCAGAACUUGUUAUCGUCUUUAACAAAGGACAUAGAAGAUGAUGGAAUUCUGAAUUUGGCAAACUCGGCAUUCGGAACGAUUUCUCAAACCGUAAACCACGUUGGUAAAGAUGACUCUCUAUUCAACGUAAUGGAAGAUAACAAGUUCAAUGAUUUUAGUGCUGGAACGAUAGGUAGCUCCUCGAGUGGUGAUCAUCAUCAACAACAACCUGCCAAAAAGUAUAAUAGUUUGCCAGUGAAGAUGUAUCGUGCCCCAAGAGUACGCCGCAACAAAUUGGCUACCACGACUUCAAAAAAUGGUGAAGAGAAAUCGUCGAAUACUCCUGAAAACGGCACUGUGGCAACAAAGAUAGAAGGAACCGAAAACUUGGGUCCUUUGGGUGAAGCGUUGAACAAUAAAUUGAAACUUGAAGAAAAGGAGUCCAAUACCAAAGAUGCACCAUUAAGUCGAGGGGCAAAACUUGUGCAAGAAGUUGAUGCUCCAUUGUACAAUCUUCAAAAACCUUCGCAGGUAUCACCAACUCAUAAGAGCUUGACCGACAAUCCUGAAUUGAGUAACCAAAUAGGAGAUUUUUUUUCAAAAAAACAACAAGAAAAAAUGGAACAAAGACUCACCAAACCUGAACCAGAAGGGGUCACUGAAAAAUUGGAGGUCUAUGUAGGCGAUCCUACUAAAGUUGGUGAUAUUACUUCUGCGCAUAUAGUAUACACCGUCAGGGCCGCCACGGAAUCUAAUUUAUUAAACUCGAGUGAAGUGGUGGUUACUCGUCGUUACAAAGACUUCCGUUGGCUAUAUCAUCAGCUACAAUCCAAUAAUCCAGGAUACAUCAUUCCUCCUCCGCCACUCAAGCAAGCUGUGGGAAGAUUCAAUGAACAGUUUAUUGAAAGCAGAAGAUUUGCCCUUGAAAAAAUGUUACAGAAAAUUAGUGUCAGCCCAGUGUUACAAAAGGAUCCUGACUUUUUAAUGUUUUUGCAAUCCAAUAAUUUCAGCAAUGAAGCUAAAGAACGUGAAAAGCUCACGGGCUCAGGAGCCUCUAGCGCUGGUGACGAUUAUGAUAUGGGUGGGUCGAGUGGUUCAGGCUCCGGAGCUGGUGGGUUCAUGAGUGCUUUAGGUGGGGCAUUUUCAUUCACCGCAAAAGUCACCGAUCAAGAUGAUUUUUUCUUGGAUCAAAAAGCAUACGUUGAAGAUUUGGAUAUGUAUUUGAAAUCAUUCUAUAAAAACUUUGAGUUGAUUGUCCAGCAACGGAAUGAAUUAAGUAACGUCACCGAAGAAUUUGCUAAUGCGGUACAAUCUUUGGCGGAUAUUGAAACCUCUAAAGAUUCUAAUAAUUUGUUAUCGGCAUUCUCUCAUACACAUCAUAGAAUCAAAGAAUUACUCGAACGUCAAAGUAUGCAAGACUUAAUCACUUUGGGUUCGGUUUUGGAUGAAUAUAUUCGUAUUUUGGGGUCAAUUAGGGCGGUGUUUGCCCAGCGUCAUAAAGCCCUUGUCGCCAGUACUAAUUCUGAGCAUGAGUUAUCAAAGAAACAGGUAGCAUUGGAGAAGUUUACUAGGAAUUACAGAAACCAGGUAGACAAAAUCGAGGCUAUGAAGAACGAAGUUGCCAGUUAUGAAACUAAAAGCUCUGGGUUGAAACAAAAGUUCGAAGAACUUUCUGCCACAAUCAAGAAAGAACUCAAUCGGUUUGAGUUUGAAAAAAUUGAAGAUUUUAGAAACGCGGUGGAAACUUUCUUGGAAAGCUUAAUCGAAAGCCAAAAGGAAGCUAUUGAAUUGUGGGAAACUUUCUACGAAAGAGAAAAGUUAGAUGAAGUUGAUAAUAUCAAUUUUGAAGAAACGGACUCAUGA